CAGCAGCAUCCCUCCGUCUGUCUGUGCAAGUUACAAAGCUAUCUUUUUAUUUUGGGUUUGCUGACGUUUGUGGUGGGCACCCUGAGAAACAACAUGAAGGAUACUUGUUAAUGCAUGGGGAACUUCUGUCAGCCUAAACAAAACCUGUUUCUAAAACCUGUUUCUCAGGAGUUCUUCCCCAGCCCUAAUUUUUUUUCUAUACUUUCUUUUUCAAUCCUUAAAGAUGUGGACCUUCCUGGGAAUAGCCAGUUUAACGUACCUUUACAAAAAAUUCAACACUGUGUUUUCUUACGCUCACAAAGAGCUUGUGAUGGCUGCAGCUUUGUUUCUGGCAGUGGGGCUGCUGCUGGCGUAUGUCAGGUAUUUCCACAGCCACAAACUCAGGGUCUCUCAGGUGUUGCAUUUUCCUCUGAGACUGCUGUCUUGUGUUCCUGUUCUGAACAAUGUAGUCCCUCAAACUUCAACACAAAGGAGCGAAAACGCAGAAAACAACUUAAAAAAGAGCCGCAGAACAAGGAAAAGAGUAGAAGCAGAAGAGUCAUCUGCCUCACAGAGUGCCUCAGACAGUGGUUCCUCAGAGGCCCUGGAGCCAGAUUUGGUGAUAGUGGGUGCAGGGGUCCUGGGCUCAGCGAUGGCCGCUGUCUUAGCCAAGGAUGGACGGAGGGUGACGCUGGUGGAGAGGGACCUGAAGGAGCCGGACAGGAUAGUGGGGGAGCUGCUGCAGCCCGGAGGUUUCAGGGCCCUCAAAGAGCUGGGCCUCGAGGGUUCGGUGGAGGGUCUGGAUGCCCAUCAGGUGAACGGCUAUGUGAUCCACGACAUGGAGAGCAGCACAGAGGUGGAGAUACCCUACCCUCAAGGGAAGGACAGCAUCCACUGCGGACGAGCUUUCCAUCACGGUCGCUUCAUCAUGGGCCUGAGGAGGAGCGCCAUGGCCCAGCCAAAUGUCACAAUGCUAGAAGGCACCGUGACCACUCUGCUGGAAGAGGACGGCUGUGUAACCGGAGUCCAGUUCAAAGAUAAAGAAACCGGAGACAUCAAGGAAAUCCACGCAGCGCUGACUGUGGUGGCCGAUGGCUGCUUCUCCAAAUUCAGAAAGAGUCUGGUCUCUGGGAAAGCUCAAACCUCCUCUCACUUUGUGGGAUGUCUUAUGAAGGACUGUCCCCAGUUUAAAGCCCACCAUGCUGAGCUGGUGCUGGCCAACCCGAGCCCGGUGCUCGUCUACCAGAUCUCCUCCUCUCACACCAGAGUGCUGGUGGACAUCAGGGGGGAGAUGCCUCGCAAUCUCUCAGAGUACAUGGCAGAGAACAUAUACCCUCAGCUGCCAGAGCAUCUAAAGGAGCCCUUCAUGGUGGCACUACAGAACGACCGCCUCAGGUCCAUGCCUGCCAGCUUCCUGCCUCCCUCUCCUGUCAACAAGCCAGGCGUUCUUCUCCUGGGCGACGCUUACAACAUGAGGCACCCUCUGACGGGGGGAGGGAUGAGCGUUGCUCUUAACGACGUUGGCAUCUGGAGGAGUCUGCUCAGCAACAUCCCCGAUCUGUAUGACGACAAGGCAAUGCUGCAGGCAAAGAAAACAUUCCACUGGAAACGCAAGUCAUCACAUUCUUUCGUGGUGAAUGUGUUGGCCCAGGCCCUGUACGAGUUGUUUGCAGCCACAAACGAGUCUCUUCAUGAGCUGAGAAAAGCCUGCUUCCAGUACUUCAAGCUGGGAGGAGAGUGCAUUAACGGGCCUAUCGGACUCCUUUCAGUGUUGACACCUAAACCCAUGAACCUUAUUGGACACUUCUUCGCCGUGGCACUGUACGCAAUCUACUUCAACUUCAAGACAGAGCCGUGGAGCACCAAACCUCGAGCUAUAUUCAAGAGCGGAGCCAUCCUGUACCGAGCCUGCCUCGUCAUGUUUCCGCUCAUCUACUCUGAAUUCAAGUACCUGGUGUACUGAGGAGCAUCUGGAGACAGAGAGUCCAAACUCAGUCUUCUCAGAAAUGGCUGACAAAAGGGAUUUUUGUUGUAUUAAACUGUGCUUUUACUAUUCAGGAUUUUCUACCAUAUGCCCUUGCCUUACUGGAGAUGUCAUCGCCUCAAUGUCCUGCUUAAUGCUUUGUUUCAGUUUGGACAUAUUGUUCAACAUUGCCUCAGUGUAGGCCUGUUGGAGCCCACCCACAGUUUGCACUAUAUGCUGCAAAUGACAAUACAGUGUGUUAUCUCACAGCCUGAAUUACACUGCAUAUUUAACACUGUGGGAUUAUUCUGCAACAGAACCACUAUGUUAAACACGGCGUCUGAAUUGCAUAUUGAUUUUGCAAUAGAGCCACUUUUCCUGCUGAGCUAAUUAGGGCCGCACUUUAUAUAUGAAUCCUUGUGUAAUGGUGAUCAUUUAUAACAAGAAUGCAUCAUUAAAGAUCAGAAGCACUUAUUAUAAAACAGGCUUUCUGAAUGAUCUUAUUCAAGUUAAUACAAAGUUUGUUUUCAGCCUUGUUUUGUUGAUGAAAAUAUAUGUUAUAUAUUUGUUCAAAUCACACAUGUGAUAAUCACUUCCUGCCUUCCUGAUGCUGUUGCUUUUUACAUAAGGGACUUUUCCUAACCCAUUUCGGGUCCCAAACUAAAAUAUGCCGACAGUGCAGCUGGCGAAACCAUAAUCCCAGAACUCGAGAAUGAUCCCGGCACUAUUUUACUCUCGCUGGAUGUCAGUUAAGUGCUGACGCAGCGUGCCUGGGGGGGAAGUUUGAAUUUGACGAGGACCUGGGAUGAAAGGAACGUUGCUCACAUCAGGACCGAGUCAGCGGAUGAUGCUCAGGAGACGUUCAUCCUGAGCUGACAGACUCCUGACAGAUCAACACCUGCACUGUUGUGUUUACCUGUGCCUGUGUUGGGCUUGGUGGGCCGUGAAAUAAAACAUCUCUGAUAGACAA
Messenger RNA from Eleginops maclovinus (Patagonian blennie), 2912 nucleotides. RefSeq names its product squalene epoxidase a (gene sqlea). Gene Ontology annotation, biological process: cholesterol metabolic process; sterol biosynthetic process. The transcript is spliced from 11 exons. The record is from RefSeq and is a predicted model, not a curated record. Lineage: Eukaryota; Metazoa; Chordata; Actinopteri; Perciformes; Eleginopidae. Gene Ontology annotation, cellular component: membrane; endoplasmic reticulum. Gene Ontology annotation, molecular function: flavin adenine dinucleotide binding; squalene monooxygenase activity. Bases 224 to 1942 code for a protein of 572 amino acids.